AUGAAAAAAGUUGUGUGUCUUUAUGCAAAAAUAACUAAAUUCCUUAACAAUCUAAUUAAUCCUGCUAAUCAGCAAUUACUUGUCCCAUUUAGUACAUACAACCAAAUCAAAUCUCAUAAGGUAGAAAUAUAACAGAUGUCUUUUUACAUGAAAACGGAUAUCUCAUAGUAAUCUACAACAAUUUCUUCAGCUACUUUGAAUUUUAAACAGUUUUUGAGUGGAUUGAAGAAACUGCUUAGCAAAAAUUCUUAGUAAGAAUUGAAUUUGGAAGACUCAAUACCUAUUCUAGUUUUAUUUCAGUUAUGA
Tetrahymena thermophila SB210 is the source of this 306-nucleotide messenger RNA. RefSeq lists its product as hypothetical. The record is from RefSeq and is a predicted model, not a curated record. The transcript is spliced from 2 exons. NCBI's taxonomy places the organism in Eukaryota, Ciliophora, Oligohymenophorea, Hymenostomatida, Tetrahymenidae.